Molecule: messenger RNA, 360 nt
Organism: Mercenaria mercenaria
Lineage: Eukaryota; Metazoa; Mollusca; Bivalvia; Venerida; Veneridae
Product: 3-ketodihydrosphingosine reductase-like
Exons: 3
Biological process (GO): sphingolipid biosynthetic process
Cellular component (GO): endoplasmic reticulum membrane
Molecular function (GO): 3-dehydrosphinganine reductase activity
Source: RefSeq, a predicted model, not a curated record
AAACUGAUGGAAGCAAAUUAUUACAGUGCAGUUUAUGCAACCAAGGCAGCUAUUGGCUCAAUGGUGCAACAGCAAGGUGGUAGAGUUGUGUUUUUGUCAUCUCAGGCUGGACAGAUAGGACUGUUUGGAUUCUCUGCAUAUUCAGCCUCUAAAUUUGCUCUGAGGGGAAUGGCUGAAGCUUUACAGAUGGAAAUGACACCUCACAAUGUGAGAGUAACAGUAGCAUUUCCCCCAGAUACAGAUACUCCUGGUUUUCAGCAAGAAUUGCAGGGGAAGCCAAAAGAGACAAUAUUGAUAUCUGAGACUGCUGGAUUGCUGAAACCACAACAUGUUGCACAAACAAUACUCAAAGAUUCACUG